Fusarium tjaetaba is the source of this 1758-nucleotide messenger RNA. Its product is annotated as glutamyl-tRNA(Gln) amidotransferase subunit A. The record is from RefSeq and is a predicted model, not a curated record. The transcript is spliced from 2 exons. NCBI's taxonomy places the organism in Eukaryota, Fungi, Ascomycota, Sordariomycetes, Hypocreales, Nectriaceae. Bases 1 to 1758 code for a protein of 585 amino acids.
AUGUUUGCCGCAUCUCUUUCCAUCCUUGCAGCACUCUCUGGGGUUACGCAUGCCAGCCUGAUCAAUCACGGCGCGGCUGUGACAGUCAAUGGGGUGCAGUACUUUGUGCAUCCCGAGCCCGUGCGGUUCCCCCUGGUGCCUUCUUGUCUGCAUAAUCACAGACUUGGCGAACUUGUCCCGGUCACCAUCUUCGAGGCCAAAGACAGCCGAUUUGAUGAGUCUACUCUUAACAAGACCGUUAAGGCUUGGCUUGCCAAGGAUGACGUUUUCAACGAGGGUUUUCUGCAAGGUUCUCUGCAUAUCCCGUAUCGACUUUAUUCUGAUACUCAAGGCGCCUUCGCCCAAGGCGUCAUACCCGUCCCGGGCGGAUCUUUCGGGGCACUCCCAGCUGCAAUCCCUGGCUCCUCGUCCAUUACAAUCGGCGUUCCUUCGAGAAUCUACUACACUCCAAGUGACAAAUACCCGCUUGCUGGUGUGCGUCUCGGUGUAAAGGAUAUCUACGACGUCCACGGCCUCAAGACUGGAGCUGGAAGCCGUGCCUACUAUGACCUCUACCCCGAAGCCAACGGCACUGCACCUACAGUGCAGCAUCUGCUCGAUGCCGGAGCUGUCCUGGUCGGCAAGAUGAAAACAACUCAAUUCGCUGCACCCGAAAAUGCCAGAGACGCCAUUGACUACCAAACUCCGUUCAACCCUAGAGGCGAUGGCUAUCAAGAAGCUGGAUCAUCCUCGUCCGGACCCGGGGCUGGGGUCGCUUCCUACAAUUGGUUAGAUCUGGCUUUGGGGUCUGAUACGGGAGGGUCCAUUCGGGUACCAGCCGAGGAUAACGGAGUCUUCGGGAACCGCCCGACGCAUGGUCUUGCGUCGUUAUCACGGGUUGUUCCACUGGGACCAGAGUUUGAUACGGCUGGUUUUCUGGCUCGCGAUACUAAGAUUUGGUCGAAAGCUUGCAAGGUUAUCUACUCGAAUCUUACGACAAACUAUACACGCUAUCCGAAACGAGUCCUUACAUACGACCUCCCAUCGGCCAAGGACGCCAGCCUUUCCGAGUCGGACCGUGUAAUCACUCAAUUCGUUGAUAAGCUAGUCAAGUUUCUUUCGGCCAACCUCGCAACCUUUAAUUACACCGAGGAAUGGUCUCGCAGCCAUCCGAAAGGCACACCCAGCGACUUGCAGGAGUUUGCUGGGUUGACAUGGGCGGUUAUCUCAGCCAAGCAGCAGACCCGACUUGUUCGCGCUCCAUUCUUCAAGGAUUAUGCAGCCGCACACGACGGACGCGUGCCCUUUGUCAAUCCCUCCACCAAUGGUAGUUGGAGCUGGUCUGACACUCUUUCUAAUACACUGGACGAAGCAGUUGUAAACCAGACCACUUUCAAGAAUUGGUGGAAUAUGGUCAUGCUCCCCAAGAAUGCAGAAACGUGCUCAGAAAGCCUAAUGCUCUAUACCUUUAAAGAAGCCACCCCAGCAUACAGAAGUGAUCCAGGUAGCUUUUUAGGUUCUGAUGGUUUGGUAGGUGUUCUGCUCGGGCUGAACACCGGCUUCAUCUCGCCGAUGGCUGGGAAUCCGGACUUUGCAGUUCCCAUUGGCCAAGUCAAGUAUAAUAGCAGCAUCACCAAACACAUAGAAUAUCUACCGGUCUCUAUCAGAAUUAUGGCAGCAGAGGGAUGCGAUGGUAUGUUGCUGGAUCUGAUUAAUGAUCUCGUCAAGGCUGGGAUAUUGCCGGAAGUCCAGCCUGGAAAUAGCAUUAAGAAAGAUUGA